Messenger RNA from Alosa alosa (allis shad), 1221 nucleotides. It is a transcript of the gene cav4b, whose product is annotated as caveolin 4b. The transcript is spliced from 4 exons. Lineage: Eukaryota; Metazoa; Chordata; Actinopteri; Clupeiformes; Clupeidae. The record is from RefSeq and is a predicted model, not a curated record. Gene Ontology annotation, biological process: caveola assembly. Gene Ontology annotation, molecular function: molecular adaptor activity. The coding region runs from base 367 to 900 and encodes 177 amino acids. Gene Ontology annotation, cellular component: caveola.
UGCACUGGAUAGACAGAGACAUACGGUGGAGGACCCAUGGGCCGAGGUGGACCUCCGGCAGUCUCCAACCCGAGCUGUGACACGAACGCAUGUAUCUUAACGACAGUGCUGCUCUGCUUAGGAAACCCGUUGACUGACAGACACAAAGCUCUGAGUCGCUGGAUGGACUGAACAAAACUGGAGGUGUGAACUGGAAAGGGAGUGCCAAGGUUGCCAUAAAUCAAACCUUCGUUAAUUGUUUAUACUGGAUGAGUAAUCAAUGAAGCCGUCUUGUUAAGAUAGAAGAGAAGAUUUUUCGUGAGGCUGUAUUUUGUGGAAUUUGGACUGAUUUUCUCUACAAGAGUUUGUCUUCCUGCCGUCUUCAAUAUGAUGUCAGAUGAAUACCUGGUGGACUGCAAUAUUGAUGAUGACGAAGAUGAAGAUAACGAAGAGAUGCCGUUAUAUCUCUCUCCACACCCGCCACCACCCCAGUUCUCCUCCUCCUCCCCGUCGAUCACUCCACAGCCAUCACUCGCCAGCGUUGAUAUCAGAGACCCGUACGGAGUCAACCAGCACCUGAAGGUGGAGUUCAGUGAUGUUUUGGCUGAGCCUGUCUCCACACACACCUACGAUCGUGUGUGGGUGUACAGCGGUAUUGGGUUCGAGUCGGGCCGUAUUUGGGGCUACCGCUGCCUCACUGUCUUGUGUGCCGUCCCCGUCUCCCUCCUCUCUGGCUGUCUGUUCGCCCUGCUCGCCUGCCUGCAUAUCUGGUGUGUGAUGCCCUGUAUUCAAGUAUGCCACACUUGUCUGCCUUGUGUGCGAUCAAUUUGGAUGAGUGUGGUCAACAUCUUCAUCAGGCCGUUCUGUGAAUCUGUUUCUCGCUGCUGCACUGGCGUUUAUGUCUCUCUCUCCAAAGACUGACAUUAAGUGAUGAGGAAAUUAUCCCCAGCAAUGUUUCUACAUGUAUGGUGCUGAAGAUGGGCUUGAUUUUGGGCUUUUGGGUUUACCUCUCAGAAGAACAGGAAGAAGUGGCUCAAGGACAAUUACUCUGUUAUUGGACCUGUUAUGUUACAUCUAACACUUUAUGUAAUGAAUUUUCUAGAUGUGACAUUUUCACCACUCAGUAUUAGGCCCUACUGUCUACACCAGACCGACGUUUUCAUACAUAGAUUUGGGUAAGAAAAAUGGAACCCUUUGUGUACAUUUUGUAUGGAACAGUAAAUAAAUCACAAAUUGUUUCUA